Plectropomus leopardus (leopard coralgrouper) is the source of this 816-nucleotide messenger RNA. NCBI's taxonomy places the organism in Eukaryota, Metazoa, Chordata, Actinopteri, Perciformes, Serranidae. The record is from RefSeq and is a predicted model, not a curated record.
AUGUCGACAGACCAGCUAAAGAUCACCAACUUGAGAGUGAACUUCACCAAGCUUCACACACUGGGAGACAACCUGCUGGACCCCAGAGCUGAAAUCAAAGAAAAGUACUACUACGCCAUUUACGAGCUUGUUGUACGCGGAAACUGUUUUUGCUACGGCCACGCUUCAGAGUGCGCCCCCAUCGAAGGCAUCAGGGAUGAUAUAGAAGGAAUGGUUCACGGCAGGUGUGUGUGUAACCACAACACCAAAGGUUUGAACUGUGAGCAAUGUGAUGACUUCUACAACGACCUGCCCUGGAGACCAGCUGAAGGACGCAACACCCACGCCUGCAAGAAAUGUAACUGUAACAGCCAUUCGAGCUCGUGCCACUUUGACAUGGCGGUGUAUAUGGCCAUGGGAAAAGUCAGCGGAGGAGUGUGUGACGACUGUCAGCACAACACCAUGGGACGCAACUGUGAGAUGUGCAAACCUUUCUACUACAAAGACCCUUUUAAAGAUAUCAGAGACCCACGAGUCUGCAUCGCUUGUGACUGUGACCCAGAUGGUUCUCAGAACGGCGGGAUGUGUGAUAGCCACACUGACCCAUCCCUCGGCAUGGUGGGAGGUCAAUGCCGCUGUAAGGCCAAUGUCGAGGGGCCACGCUGCGACAAGUGUAAGACCGGCUUCUUUGGUCUGAGCGCUGAAAACCCUCAGGGCUGCCAACCUUGCCGGUGUGACCACAGGGGAACAGUGUCAGGUAGCUCCCAGUGUGACCCUGUCAGUGGAGACUGCUUCUGCAAGCGUCUUGUCACUGGACGCAGCUGUGACCAGUGUUUG